GAGAAGCAGUGUCGUCAUCGGACGCAGCGCUCCGGCCCCGUCGCGCUGCGGAGUGGAGCGCGGGGGGGAUGGCGCGGCCAAUGCGGAGGAACAAGAAAACUGUUGACUAUUCACAGUUUGGAGAUCUGGAUAGUGAUGAUGAAGAUUUUGCCUGUGUAGCUGCACCGCUAAGCAAAAAAUCCAGAACACACCUCAAGGAACUGAAGAACGAGAAAAAAGAAAAGCAGAAAAAGCCACAGAAAGAAUCGACUCCAUCACAAAAGGAGAUGCCCAGUAAAAGGAUAUCUUUGGAUGACAAACUUUACCAAAGAGAUUUGGAAGUUGCUUUAGCCUUGUCUGUCAAAGAAACAUCUGCAAAUGUCCUUGAGGUGAAAAAUUCAGGAGCACAAGGUGAGACUAUAAAAUCAGAAAAUGUAUGUGGGAGACCAUUUUUUUCCAACUGCAGUGUAGACAGUGAACUUUUAUGUCUUAAUCAGGUUGUAGAUGACAACAUACCUAAAAGUCGUCAUGGGCAAAGGACAGCGGCAGCUAAAGCUCUGUCACAACAGAAGAAGUUACUGACCGUGGAAAGUGAUGACAGAGAGCAUGUUAUUGAGUCUGAACCAGAGUCUCUACCUUGUGAGGAAUCAGAAGAAGAUUCAAUUUAUAGUGAAGAUGAUGAUGAAGAUUUUGCGAUCAAAAAGAAGAAAGCCAACGGAAAUAAAAAGGAAACUAAGCAAAAGAUGCAAGCUGAAAGAGAAAAGAGAAGCCCCAAAUCCAAGGUUAAAACUACAGUUUCUGCUUCACGGGUAACAGAACAAAAAUCUGAGCCAACACAAAAGAAGAUGUCUAGUUCCUCAGAACCAGUUGGAAGACCUUUGUGCACAUCCAGUCCUGUAACAGACAAGAAACCUAAAUGGAUACCACCAGCUGCAUCAGGAAGCAGUAAUAACUCAGUGAAACGUGUUUCGGUUAAGUCACCUAUUCAGUGUCUUAGACUUGGCCUCUCUAGACUAGCAAGAGUCAAACCACUGCAUCCAAGUGCUGCCAGCAGUUGAAUGGUCGGUGACAAGAUGCUACUUGAAGGACUGUAUUUGGAAAGGACUUUGGAAGAUGUUUUGCUUAUAAAUGGCAGAAAACCAGUGGGCAGUAAAAGUUUCAUGGUAUUAUCUGUUUGUGGGACAGUCAUUUUUGUACAUGUCUGAAACUAUAGAGAAUUUUUGUUCUGAAAAAUGCUAGGCAUCCUUAAGUGCUCCUGGAUAAUUAGUUAAUCCCAGUGGCCUCUGGGUCACUAGCUUCUUUAUGGAUUAUACUCAGAUAUGUGUUUGUGGUAAUUUUAACUCUUGAUACCUUGACUCUUAGCUUUAAUAUAGUCUAGACAACACUGCGUCAGUUACAGAAUUCAGUAUCUCAAAUGGGUUCUUAACACAAGUCAAAGUCAUAGAUUUAAAAAUAUUUCUUGAAAAAGUUAAGUCAUCACUUUCCGCCCUCCUGGAAAUGUUCUCUCCACUUUUUCUCAAAAUUAGUUGAUGUUUGCAUAUCUUAUACUUGGAUUUUAUUGAUUUUUAUGUAUUAUAAAUAUGAAUGCUAUUUAGAACAUAUUUUUGAAAAUAAAAAAUAAAAUAAAUGUGUGAGUAAU
Rhea pennata is the source of this 1618-nucleotide messenger RNA. It is a transcript of the gene RAD51AP1, whose product is annotated as RAD51 associated protein 1. The coding region runs from base 69 to 1037 and encodes 322 amino acids. The transcript is spliced from 9 exons. The record is from RefSeq and is a predicted model, not a curated record. Lineage: Eukaryota; Metazoa; Chordata; Aves; Rheiformes; Rheidae. Gene Ontology annotation, biological process: double-strand break repair via homologous recombination; interstrand cross-link repair. Gene Ontology annotation, molecular function: single-stranded DNA binding; double-stranded DNA binding.